GAACUAUGCCUGUCCUACUUGUAACCAUUCUAUGGUGAAGAUGGACAAUGUUUGGGAACACAUUGAUGAGGAAAUUUUACACACACCCAUGCCUGAGGAAUACAAAGAUUACAUAGUGCAGAUACUCUGCCGUGACUGCCACAAGGAAAGCUCGGUACUGUUCCAUGUGCUAGGGCUGAAAUGCCAGGAAUGUGGGUCUUACAAUACCUGUAGAACUGCGGAGCCAGAAGUGGAGCAGGACGACGUCAGCGCAAAACCAAGUAACACUGAUGGGUCAGGGGAUUCGGCCUCCAGUAGUAAUAAUCCAUCGACAUCCUAGAUGGAAUGAGCACUGUGAUCAAAACUUACUGCCAUACAAUAUAAAACCAAAAUUAAUGUAUCAGCUACAUUGGUGAUUCGACCACCUUGACCUAACUGUAGUUGGUUGAACAAUUUACACCAGAGUGGAUGAGAGGACAUUUGAGGUAAAAUUUACAACAUUGAAUCUGAGUUAUAAUUCAUACCAGUGAAUUUGAAAGUAUUGGCCUGUAUUAUAUACAUGGUGUAAUUUAUGUCACUGAAUAUAAAGGUUUUGGCCUGUAUACAGGGUAUAUAUUUCAUGUCAGUGAAUCUGAAGGUAUUGGCCUGUAUUAUAUACGAGGUAUAAUUCAUGUCAGUGAAUCUAAAGGUUUUGCCUUAUUAUUGAUAUUAUUUACAGGAUAUCUCGGAUCUUCUGAGCAAAUUUACUUUAUAUUCACACCACAGUAUCAUAAGAUCCACACUUAAUUAUAAUAAUCAAUAUGGUGGAUAUAGGUCAAGGUUAAAGGGUCAAAGUUCACCAACCUAUUUUGAACAAAAAACAUCAUUAUAGGUUAUCAUUUGCUAAUGAUGGGGUAUAUCUUAUCUAUAUGUCUCUGCUCACUUUGCUUUAUUGCAAUAGGAAAAUAAAUGAAAUAUUGAUUAUGACCAACAAAUAAAUCUGCUUCACUUCAAUUAAUCUCAUCUUGUAAUCAACACUUAGAAAUCUUGUGGCUUUGAUAUAUAUAUAUAUCAAGGUCAGGAUUAGAAAAAAACAUCAAAACAAAAUGAUAUUGUCCUAUAUACAUGAAUAUGCUUUCUUCACUUCAUGAUACUCGUACAUAAUACAGGCAGGACACAGAAUAUAGCCAUUGCUUUGUGUGUUCAUGCAUUUAUUCAUCCGUCCAUAGUAAAAAGCUUUUGCAAAUAAAUUAUCUGCCGUCAAUCUGCCACUGAACUUGAUUAAAGUGUAGGUGUCAUUAUAGUCAUGCUUGACCACUUUUUUUGGG
Molecule: messenger RNA, 1286 nt
Organism: Pecten maximus
Lineage: Eukaryota; Metazoa; Mollusca; Bivalvia; Pectinida; Pectinidae
Product: RING finger and CHY zinc finger domain-containing protein 1-like
Biological process (GO): protein ubiquitination; ubiquitin-dependent protein catabolic process
Cellular component (GO): nucleus
Molecular function (GO): ubiquitin protein ligase activity
Source: RefSeq, a predicted model, not a curated record